Molecule: messenger RNA, 1857 nt
Organism: Homalodisca vitripennis (glassy-winged sharpshooter)
Lineage: Eukaryota; Metazoa; Arthropoda; Insecta; Hemiptera; Cicadellidae
Product: putative protein kinase C delta type homolog
Exons: 8
Coding region: 585-1310 (241 amino acids)
Biological process (GO): protein phosphorylation
Molecular function (GO): ATP binding; protein serine/threonine kinase activity
Source: RefSeq, a predicted model, not a curated record
GCUCAAAUAAAAAUAAUAAAAUUUAAAAAUAUUUUGAAAAUGUUUACCGGAGAAGGGAGUUGUUCUAUUUUCAUCAGCUGAUUGAUCGCUCAGCUGCAAGCAGAAAAGCAGACAUUUCAGUUCAUGAGAUAUUUAUCUGUGGUAUGUGGGAGUUUAUGUUGGUCUUGUCUAGUGGAUUAGUCUCAAUCCGAAAUGUUGUGAUAUCAAGAUGCAACUCAAUAGUAAUGAUGUGUUUUGUUAUUUGGUAGUGGUAUCAAAUAUUACAUUUAAUAGUUUACUUUUGACAUUUUUUGCAUUUUUAUUGGUCUUGUCCACAUGGGAAUGUGGUGGAGGUUAGGCCUAGUCCAAUUUUGAGAAACCAUUUUUGAGCAGUGGUUAGUAAUAAUAAAAUCUUUGUAAUACUCUUCUAUAAUAAUCUUUUUAAUUAUUAAGAAAUUCUGAUUUUUAUUUUUUAUAGCAAUGUUACCUGUGUAAUUGUGUACAUGGACACCUCUAAUCCAUGAAUGCAACUAAAAGUAUAAUUUAUUUUCUGAAUCAGGAUGCACUAGCCUGUGUUGUGUUCUUACUGUCAAUUUUCCAAAAAUAUGAAAAUUUUAAUAAGCACGAUGAUGUUUCAUCGAGGAACUCAUUCUAAAAAGAGAAGUGUUAGUAAUUCUCAGAGAAGACAUGUUCCAGCUAAUCAAGAUAAGGCGAGGCCAGUAGCAGGAUCUUCAGUUUAUCAAGAAGGAAGACAAUGGCAGACAGCUCGUCCCUCAUCUUCCAGUUCUUCAGGUCAUUCUUCAGGAUAUCUUCGAACACAUCCAGAAGACGAACACUCGGAACACUCUGACGGAGGAAGAUACAGCCCUCGCCACCCUCUGCUUCAGUCUUCCUCGUCUAACCAGAGCUCAAUAGAGGAAGAAGAUGAUUCUCAUGGUCGAGCCAUCACACGAAGACGGGGAGCCAUCAAACACCAGAAAGUCCAUGAAGUCAAAGGUCACCGUUUCGUUGCAAAGUUCUUCCGUCAACCAACGUUCUGUACCUUCUGUAAAGAAUUUCUUUGGGGCUUUGGAAAACAGGGAUAUCAGUGUCAAUUGUGCCAAACAGCUGUCCACAAGAAAUGUCAUGACAAGUUCCUGGCUAAAUGUCCGGGUUCUGGCAGGGAAUCUGCCAGCACUAUUUACCUGCGGGAAAGGUUUAAACUGGACGUUCCUCACAGAUUCCGACCUCACAACUUCAUGUCUCCCACUUUCUGUGACCAUUGCGGCUCUCUGCUGUAUGGUCUCUUCCGUCAGGGUCUCAAGUGUGAGGAUAAUGUUACCGAGAUGUAGUCCACUUUUCCUCCUCAUGGAAUCUUGACAGGAGUCAUGCCACGACCUGAAUAUUUUGUCACUCCGGAACCAAGUGCAACGGUUAUUUGUUUAGGUAUUUAGGUUUCAUAAACAAUGCAGGGAGGGCUUUUAAAAUUUUCAGGUUAUAACCAGUAUCUAAUAAAAUAUAUUAUGUUUCAUACUGAUUCCAGAUUGUUGCUGUAUAAAAGUUUGAGUUGAAAUAUACGAUUAAAUCAAAUCAAUCAGUGUUAUUCAAAUUAAUCUCAAAAACUAACAAUUCCCCUUCAGCUUAGGUAGAUUUCGUUGAUGAUAUUCAUAGAUAAAAUCUACCUUUGUGUAAUUUACGACGGAGGGAAUCUCUUGUAAAUUUCAUACAGCUUGAUCUAUUGCAAUCACACUUAUGAUGGAAUUUCCAGAAGAAUUUUUAAUUUUUGAAAAUUAUGUCCUCCAGAAUUACCAAUUGGUACCAAGAUUAGUACUCUUACAGUGGAAAGGUCAGUUAUAUAGUUUCAACCAAUUAAAAGUUUCAAGAUGGCCACUGUUUAUA